UCAGAGCAGCCGAGCUUAGCGUUGUGUUCAGUCCUCAGUGGAAACGGUAAAAAUGUCGUCCCAGAAGGCCGUUCAGCUGUCCCUUGGGGCUGCCCGCUCGCUGAGCACGGGGCUGGCGCGCCUGCAGGCCGCCUCUGCUCAGGGCAUGCUGGUUGCGAGCCAGGGUGCGGCGCAGGUUUCUGAGAAACCUGUGAUGAUGGCCACGCAGGGCCCCAUUCUUGGUGUCACACCCAGCGCCAUCGCAAGCGGGAUCCGCGCCCAGGCUGCUGCGAGCCCCAUGUCGCUGCAUAAGCAGGCAGUUCUGCCGAACUCCCUGGUUCAGGAGCGUGCCAUGAGCGUGCUGGCGGCCUCUAAGAUGGUUGGCGCUGGUUGCGCGACCAUUGCUCUGGCGGGUGUGGGUGCUGGCCUGGGUGUCAUGUUCGGCUCCCUCAUUAACGGCGCAGCACGCAACCCCAACAUCGCCAAGCAGCUGGUGGGCUACGCACUGCUGGGCUUUGCCCUGACGGAGUCUAUUGCCCUGUUCUCGCUGCUGGUCGUCUUCUUGAUUCUCUUCGCGUAAGGGUUUUCGGCAGGUGCAGCAGUUUUCGGACAGGUGUACUUCGCGUGCACGUGCACGGCGUGAUGCUGGAAUGCGGGUGAGGGAAAUGCUUGGCACGGGCGGGCUUCGUCAGAUGCUAAGCCUCACGAAUCUCAUUAAUGGCCGAUUAUGCCUUACGUGGCGAUGACGGGAGCUUAACAACACGGCUGUGAGGCGUGCGAGGGAUAGCUUUGCUGGUGGCGAGGUAUCGUAGAGUAGCAGUCGACGGAAUAUGCCAAUGGGAUGUGGGAUGUAUUGUCUGAUAAGCAUGUCGAACCUGCCUAUUUGCGCUGAGGAUACCAGUCAGUCGAAUGAUCAUACCGCAGUAUGCUUGACCUGUAAGCGCUUCGAAUGAUGGGGGUGCUUAGCCCCAGGUCUUGUCCUUUCGGUCUUGUGUAUAUCCGAUUGUCGGGGAUUUCGUCGGUAGGACACAGUGGUGCCUCUUGUUAAUCCGAUAGCCUCGACGCAACCGAUGCAUGCAUACCCGUGUGCAGCAUACAUGUAAUCUGUCCAGUGAACUAGUUCUAUUUUGCCGUAGGCAUGUGGUGUCCUAUAUCACUUAGACAGUUAAGUUCUGCUUUGUCCGCC
Volvox carteri f. nagariensis is the source of this 1165-nucleotide messenger RNA. It is a transcript of the gene atpmc1, whose product is annotated as F1F0 ATP synthase, subunit C, mitochondrial. Gene Ontology annotation, molecular function: proton transmembrane transporter activity. Lineage: Eukaryota; Viridiplantae; Chlorophyta; Chlorophyceae; Chlamydomonadales; Volvocaceae. The record is from RefSeq and is a predicted model, not a curated record. The coding region runs from base 53 to 559 and encodes 168 amino acids. The transcript is spliced from 5 exons. Gene Ontology annotation, biological process: proton motive force-driven ATP synthesis; proton transmembrane transport.